Molecule: messenger RNA, 2662 nt
Organism: Esox lucius (northern pike)
Lineage: Eukaryota; Metazoa; Chordata; Actinopteri; Esociformes; Esocidae
Gene: ints9
Product: integrator complex subunit 9
Exons: 15
Coding region: 399-2375 (658 amino acids)
Biological process (GO): snRNA processing
Cellular component (GO): integrator complex
Source: RefSeq, a predicted model, not a curated record
GAGAUCUACAUAGUCUGAACCAAGCACAAUCUAUUGAUAUCUUAUUGUGCAAUAUUUUGCAUUUGUUUCUGUAACGGAAUGCCUUGUCUGUAAAGUGUGCAUAUGCAAAGAUUCAAUUCGCUCUGCACUCAUUCUAAACAAGGCACUCAUUCUAAAAAGUAUGCAAAGGUUUAAUUUCAGUUUUUUGGAGUGGAACCUAGUUCGCCUCUAGACUUCAACUGCCCGGCUACUAGGCUCAAUGAUGUUAAGGUUUCCUCUACCAGUGGUAGGAGAAAUGACGACGGAUGCUUCAUAUUCAUAUAUCCGGCGGUGGCUUAUCUGGCUCCGUGUACUACACUAUCUGUGAUGUGCCCACUAGGCUGACAUCGUGAUUAUUAAGUUUAUCAUUGUCGAUUAAGAUGAAAUUGUACUGUUUGUCAGGGCACCCAACCCUCCCUUGCAAUGUCCUCAAAUUCAAAUCCACUACCAUUAUGUUGGACUGUGGGCUGGACACUACUUCUGUCCUUCAGUUUCUACCACUGCCUCUGGUGCACAGCCCAAGGCUUUCCAAGCUCCCUGGAUGGGUGUCAAAAGAUGGCACAAUAAACCUUGAAAAGGAGCUGAAAGAAUGUGCUGGUCGCGUCUUUGUGGAUUCUCAGCCAGAGUUCUGUCUCCCAGAGAGAGAGCUGCUGGACCUUUCCACCAUAGACGUCAUCCUGAUCUCCAACUACCACUGUAUGAUGGCCCUGCCUUACAUCACUGAGCACACCGGCUUCACAGGGAGUGUGUACGCCACAGAACCCACGCUGCAAAUUGGCAGACUUCUGAUGGAGGAGCUUGUAAACUUCAUGGAGAGAGUUCCCAAGGCCCAGUCUGCUACCUGCUGGAAGAAUAAGGAAAUACAAAGGGUGCUCCCUGGGCCACUGAAGGAUGCUGUAGAAGUGUUGACUUGGAAGACCUGCUAUAGCAUCCAAGAUGUUAACUCAGCUCUCAGUAAGGUGCAACUCGUGGGCUACUCACAGAAAGUGGAGCUGUUUGGCGCAGUGCAGGUCACACCCCUGAGCUCUGGCUAUUCAUUGGGUAGCUCUAACUGGAUCAUCCAAUCACAUUAUGAGAAGGUUUCCUAUGUGUCUGGCUCCUCCCUCCUCACCACACAUCCACAGCCCAUGGAUCAAAGCUCCCUGAAGAACAGUGAUGUUCUGAUUCUGACGGGCCUCACACAGAUGCCGACUGCCAACCCAGAUGGCAUGCUGGGGGACUUUUGCAGUAACCUUGCCAUGACGAUACGUGCAGGGGGCAAUGUGCUGGUACCAUGCUAUUCCUCAGGGGUGAUCUAUGAUCUUCUGGAGUGCCUGUACCAGUUCAUAGAGAAUGCCAACUUGGGCUCCACCCCCUUCUACUUUCUCUCGCCAGUCGCCAACAGCUCUCUGGAGUUCUCACAGAUAUUUGCAGAGUGGCUCUGUCACAACAAGCAGUCCAAGGUGUACCUUCCAGAACCUCCUUUCCCUCACGCUGAGCUGAUCCAGACCAACAAGUUGAAGCACUACCCCAGUAUCCAUGGCGACUUCAGCACUGACUUCCGGCAGCCCUGUGUGGUGUUCACCGGACACCCGUCACUUCGCUUCGGAGACGUGGUGCACUUCAUGGAACUGUGGGGCAAAUCCAGCCUCAACACCAUCAUCUUCACUGAACCAGACUUUUCCUACUUGGAUGCAUUAGCCCCGUACCAACCCCUGUCCAUGAAGUGUGUCUACUGCCCUAUUGACACACGCCUCAACUUCCACCAGGUCUCCAAACUGCUCAAGGAGGUCCAGCCCCUCCAUGUGGUGUGUCCGGAGCAGUACACCCAGCCCCCGCCAUCCCAGUCCCACCGCUCAGACCUGAUGCUGGAGCUACAGCCCCCUCCCAUGCCCUACCGCCGCUGCUCUGUGCUUGGCCUGCCCUUCAGGCGCCGCUAUGAACGCAUCCAUCUACUGCCAGAGCUGGCCAAGUCCCUCGUGCCCUCUGAGAUCAAACCUGGCGUCUCCUUAGCAACCGUGUCCGCAGUUCUGCAGUCCAAGGAUAACAAGCAUACGCUGCAGCCAGUUCCCAAGCCCCUUCCACUGCCUCCCAGUAAGAAGAGGAAGCGCGUAGUGGAGGAACCCCCCGAGGUGCUGGCCCCUAAACCCCUGCUCAGUGGAUCUGUCCCCCUGGAAGCUUUCCUGGCUGUGCUACACAAGCACGGCAUCACAGAGGUCAAGGUAGAGGAGACGGCGGAUGGCCACAUCUUGCACCUGCAGGCCGAGGACACUCUGAUCCAACUGGAGGAGGACGGGACGCACAUUGUGUGCGACAACAACGAGCCCCUCCGUACCACUCUCAGGGACCUGGUGCUGCGCUUCCUCAUGAAACUCUGACCUUGACGCCGGAGGAGGCAUUUCAUUCGCCAAUCGCUGACAGACUGACUUUCUACAAAUAAUCUGCCAUUCUAAAUGACUACUUGUUGGUCAUACAGUCUGUCUGCAGUCAUCGACUCAUAUGUGGUCAAGCUCAAACUGUGUACUAAUAGAUUGAUGUGUCUCUGGGCCUCAUCCAUUUUUUUUCCUUUCUUGUAUUUAGUUAGUAGUGCUUUCAAAAUGUUAAUGUUGAAACUGAUGUGUAAAGUUUGUAUUUUGUAAUAAACUACAUUUAUUUUGGAAACUGA